This is a messenger RNA of Petromyzon marinus (sea lamprey), 1843 nucleotides long. RefSeq names its product SWI/SNF related BAF chromatin remodeling complex subunit B1 (gene SMARCB1). Gene Ontology annotation, biological process: chromatin remodeling. The record is from RefSeq and is a predicted model, not a curated record. Lineage: Eukaryota; Metazoa; Chordata; Hyperoartia; Petromyzontiformes; Petromyzontidae. Gene Ontology annotation, cellular component: nuclear chromosome.
UGUGAAUCUAACAUUUUAGGAAUCAGAAUCGCCAUCUUCAUCCGCGCCGCUGUUUCUACGCGGGAACAAUGGCGCUUAGUCGGACGUACGGGCCCAAACCCAUUAAGUUCCAACUCGAGGACGCCGGAGAAUGGUUCAUGAUCGGCUCCGAGGUGGGGAAUUACCUGCGCAUGUUCAGGGGCUCCCUGUACAAAAAGUACCCUUCGCUAUGGCGCCGUUUGGCCACAAUGGACGAGCGCAAGAAGAUCGUCGCCUCGUCGCACGGUGAGGCGACGAGCCGUUGGGAAUGGGGACAGUGCAGGGGCAAGGCGAGGACGUCAGACGACAGAUACCAUGGCUACACAACCCUGGCCACCAGUGUGACAUUGCUCAAGGCCUGCGAGGUGGAGGAGAUCCUGGAAGGCAAUGAUGACAAAUACAAAGCAGUCUCCAUUAGCACUGAGCCACCUGCCUACCUUCGAGAGCAGAAGCCAAAGCGGCCGAACCAGUGGGUGCCAGCGAUGCCCAACAGCUCUCACCAUCUCGACGCAGUGCCUUGCUCCACGCCCAUUAACCGCAACCGCAUGGGCCGCGACAAAAAGCGCACUUUCCCGCUCUGUUUCGAUGACCACGACCCGGCAGUGAUUCAUGAGAACGCGAUGCAGUCCGAAAUUCUGGUGCCCAUUCGUCUGGACAUGGAGAUCGAUGGACAGAAGCUCAGAGACACUUUUACGUGGAACAUGCAUGAGAAGCUGAUCACGCCAGAGAUGUUUGCCGAGAUCCUGUGCGACGACCUGGAUCUGAACCCGCUGAGUUUUGUGCCAUCCAUCGCAGCUGCGAUUCGCAGCCAAGUGGAGGCCUUCCCUACUGACAGCAUCCUCGACGACCAGAGUGACCAGCGGGUCAUCGUCAAGCUCAAUAUCCACGUGGGGAACAUCUCGCUGGUGGAUCAGUUUGAAUGGGACAUGGCAGAGAAGGAGAACUCGCCGGAAAAGUUUGCGCUCCGGCUUUGCUCGGAGCUGGGACUGGGUGGAGAGUUUGUCACUACUAUUGCCUACAGCAUCCGUGGCCAGCUCAGCUGGCACCAGCGCACGUAUGCCUUCAGGUCGGUGCCACGCCCUUGCAAAAGUGAGAACCCGCUGCCGAUAGUGGAGAUUGCCAUCCGGAAUGCUGGCGAUGCCGAUGCCUGGUGCCCCUUCCUGGAGACCCUCACUGAUGCUGAGAUGGAGAAGAAGAUUCGGGACCAGGACAGGAACACUCGGCGUAUGCGACGACUGGCCAACACUGCUCCGGCUUGGUAGCUUUCUGCCACUCCUCAUCAAGACAGCUGCUGUAAUAUUGCCUGGAAGUUGGACACACGUCUCUCUGCCCAUAGAUAUUCAACUUUGUGUAGCAUAUAGUUUUCCUUUUGUAUGUAUUUUUUUUAAACAUUAAACUAUAUGGUAUAAUUGGAUAUUGCUCUUGAAGCGUUAAUACUAUUUAAUACUGUAUCCAUAAAGCCAAAUGUUAAACAUUACACUGUUCCCAGCAUCUUGUAAUUUACCUUCAUUGUUUAUGGUAUUUUUAAAGAUGGCAUAUAUAUGAUGAAACCAAUUAUCAUUACACUUCUUGACAUUUUGGAAAAUAUACUUUUGCCGCUUCUGUUUGUUUUGGGGUCAAAACUGUGUUUAGUGUUUUCAUUGUUUUUCAAGGAAGAUACGUUACGUGUUUCCCCCCCCAUCACAUGCAGCUCUUUUUAGAACAGCUGUCAUUGUUGAAACAUACUUGAGUUGUUUGCGAUGAGUUUAGCUUUCAUUUUCAUUCAGAUCUGUCAUGUUAAAUACAUUUUUAAAAAAUAAUAAAACUUGAUUUGUUUUCUAACUUG